Molecule: messenger RNA, 1644 nt
Organism: Diaporthe citri
Lineage: Eukaryota; Fungi; Ascomycota; Sordariomycetes; Diaporthales; Diaporthaceae
Exons: 5
Coding region: 1-1644 (547 amino acids)
Biological process (GO): zinc ion transmembrane transport
Cellular component (GO): plasma membrane
Molecular function (GO): zinc ion transmembrane transporter activity
Source: RefSeq, a predicted model, not a curated record
AUGUUUAAGUUCUCAGCUGCCGCUGUUGCGGCUAUUUUGAGCACCGCUUCUGCUUCCCUCGUUGCACGGCAGACAGCUUCCACCACCACGGCUGCGGCUCUCUCGGAGAUCACCGAUUGCGUUGUCUCGUCGUCUUCUCAGGUCUGCAAGGCAGGCACCACUGAGUACAUCGUCGCCGAAACACCUGCUGGUGCGCUGCCCAGUUCUUACACAGGAUGCCACCAUCAUGCCACCGAUACCUACUGUCUUCACGAUGAGGGCGAGGUCCUUGUCACGGCCGCCAACGCCCCGGCUGCCACCGCCGCUACUCCAACUGAGGCUGCUGAGACCGGAUCCCCAACGGCGGUGUCUGGCUGCCAUCUCCAUGGAGUGACUAUCUUUUGCAUGUGGGGCACCUCCGAGUAUCAAAUCAUGACCACGCCUACCAACACGGCCGCCUCUGCCAUCCCCACCGCGUUCACUGGCUGCCAUUCUCACGGCUCUGACACCUACUGCAUCGCACCCAGCGGUGAUGAGGUGGAGAUCGUGGCCGAGGGUGCCGCCGAUGAAGCCACGGACGAGAGCCCCCAGGGGGAGAACUGCCACUUCCACGCCGGCGUUGAACACUGCGUCGGUGGUGGAGAGAGCGAGAGCGGCGGCACAAGGAGCUGCGAGAAGGUCACCCGCGACUACAACAUUCCUCUCCGCAUCGGUCUCCUCUUCGUCAUUCUCGUCACCAGUGCCAUUGGUGUUUACUUCCCUAUUUUCAUGGUCAACUGGAUGCCCACCAAGACACACAACACCUUCAUUAUCCUGAAGCAGUUUGGUACCGGUAUCAUCAUUUCUACCGCGUUUGUCCAUCUAUACACCCACGCUGAUCUCAUGUUCGGCAACGAAUGUUUGGGCGAGCUUGAGUACGAGGGCACCACGUCUGCCAUUGUUAUGGCCGGUCUCUUCCUGUCGUUUCUGGUCGAGUACCUCGGCAAGCGCUUCGUUAUGGCCAAAGCCGCUGCCAACCAGACCUCAGCGUCCCUCCUUUCUGUCGACACCGUCACUGUCCUGGUCCUUGAGUGCGGUAUCAUCUUCCACUCCAUUCGUAAGUCCCUCUUUUCCUCCGGUCUGAUCCACAUUAACAUCCCCAAAGUCAUUGGUAUUACUCUGGUCGUCGCCGGAGACACCUUCUUCUUGACCCUAUUCGUCGUCAUCCUCUUCCACCAGAUGUUCGAAGGUAUCGCCCUGGGCACCCGCAUCGCCCAGCUGGGAGAGCGCAUCCCCACCAAAUCGGCCGAGCGUCCCGCCGAGAGUGAGCAGACCUCUUUAACACCUAAAGGCCCAAUCCUUCUCAAGAGCCCCUCCUUCUCUCUAGUCAGGAAGCUCCUACUUGCCACCCCCUUCGCUCUCGUCACUCCGAUCGGCAUGGCCAUCGGCAUUGGCGUUCUCUCAAAUUUCAACGGCAACGACCGUGACACUAUUAUCGCCAUCGGAACUCUGGAUGCUCUGUCCGCCGGUAUACUUAUUUGGGUUGGCGUCGUCGAGAUGUGGGCUGAAGAUUGGCUGCAUGGUCAUGGCGAGCUUCUUCGCACAAGCCCCAUUGUCACCUUCCUCGCUGGUUUUGGCUUGGUUGCCGGAAUGGUUAUCAUGAGCGUACUGGGCAAGUGGGCUUGA